Messenger RNA from Lytechinus pictus (painted urchin), 4901 nucleotides. RefSeq names its product thyroid transcription factor 1-like. Gene Ontology annotation, biological process: cell differentiation; regulation of transcription by RNA polymerase II. The record is from RefSeq and is a predicted model, not a curated record. Bases 686 to 1912 code for a protein of 408 amino acids. NCBI's taxonomy places the organism in Eukaryota, Metazoa, Echinodermata, Echinoidea, Temnopleuroida, Toxopneustidae. Gene Ontology annotation, cellular component: nucleus. The transcript is spliced from 2 exons. Gene Ontology annotation, molecular function: DNA-binding transcription factor activity, RNA polymerase II-specific; RNA polymerase II cis-regulatory region sequence-specific DNA binding.
GCCCUUUCAUAUGUAAAUGCAGGCUUGAGCAGUUGUUAAUCAAUAAUUAUUAUUGGUCCUAGAUUUCUCCCUUCUCACACUCUUCACGCAUGCGCUAAUCAACCGCUUAGCCGCAAAAUCAGAGAGAAUAGGAGAUAAAACAUGGCAAUGCGAGAACUUGGGUUGAGAUUCACAAUUUUCUCUAUCUUCCAUUUAGGUGAAAGAGUUCGUCUUUUGUGUUACAUGGCAGAAAUAGAUAGAUAUUUUCUCGCCUAAGCUCAUGAAAAUAAUUAAUCAUCGUUCUGUUGUCGUUUUACAAUUCUCUCCUAUUCUACAUGGUUCGAAGUUCUGUUGGAGAUUGCGGCAACACUUUGAUAGUCGGAGAGAGAGAGGGGAAGAGAAAGGAAGCGCGUGGCGCCUGGUACUUAAGAAGACUGCCACUGGUGGUGGAGUGGAUUUAUCGUGAGAGCUUCCUUACCUGUAGGACACUCCAACGGGGGCCCUCACAAAGAUUUAGCUUUGACUAUUGAAAGAGAGGAACUCGGUCCACUCAUUCAUUCAUCGACUCACUUGAAGCUACGAGUACUUGAUAAGCGCUCUCCAUACCAGAUAGAGAGAGUCCUUUUCUUUUUUUCUCCCAUGGUGGGAGCUCCAGUAUCAAACCUCUUCCAGUGCCGUUGAUGCCUGGUUUAUCUUCUUCCAAGAAAUGUCAUAUAGCCCUAAACAUACCACUUCGUUCUCUGUCACCGAUAUCUUAACACCCCUUGAAGAGAGUUUCAGACGGUCUAUGUUAGAUAGUCCAGGAUCCGCCUUUCCAUCGGUCUUCUCAGCCUCACCGAGCAUGCAAUCGGCUUACCGUUCCCCUCAACAUUCGGCUCAUCAAGGCAUGCAAGUCUCGCCGAUGAACAUGGCUUCGGCCAACAACCCAUACGCCCACAUGCACGUCCCUCAGCUGUCUCAUAACUAUUGCAACGGAUCGGUCGGGGAACUUACCCCGCAUUACAGCGAUCAUCGCCCGUCAGCGGCGAGCUGGUACCACGGCGCCAGCUCCGACCCACGUUUUACAAUUUCCCGUUUGAUGAACCACUCAUCCACAAUGAACAUGAAUAUGAAUAUGAACAUGAAUAUGAACAUGAAUAUGAACAUGUCCACACUAUCCGCAGUUGGCAGCGGGGAUCUGGGCAAGCCGCUACUACCGUCCCAUCGCCGAAAGCGCCGGGUGCUGUUCUCCCAAGCCCAGGUGUACGAGCUGGAGAGGCGUUUCAAGCAACAGAAGUACCUAUCGGCACCGGAGAGGGAACACCUUGCUAACCUCAUCAACCUGACUCCAACCCAAGUCAAGAUCUGGUUCCAAAAUCACCGCUACAAGAUGAAGAGGCAGGCCAAAGAGAAGAACAUGCAGGAUAGCAACACCAUUUGUCAUCAGUCUCCUCGACGGGUGGCGGUUCCAGUGCUCGUCAAAGACGGUAAGCCUUGUAAUGGAAGUGGUGGAGGAGUGGGUGCAGGGGGAGAUUUAACCGAUGAUGAUGAGCGCAGUCUAAGUGAACAUGUGGAGGGGGUUAACGACCAGGGCGUGGUCGGUGGUCCCCAACAACCACAGCCGCAGCACCAGCAAGCCAACGCCACGCAAUCCAUGACAUCGCAGCAAGCCGCUGCAAACCACCACGUUAGCAUGAAAGCGAGUCCCGUGGAACCGAGCUCGUGCGGGAUACCCAUCAGCAUCCCAUCCAGCGAUUCAGGCAUCGGGCUUAGUCCUGUUUCCGUCCAUGCGCAUCAUCAACACCCUCAAAGCCAAGCUUCGUUGCAUCAUCAGGCAAGUGCGAUGCACAGUCUUUAUAGCCCCAGUGCAGGGGCCACUGGUAUGACCCAUAAUGGUGCUGUCAAUAACAUGUCGGCAACGGCCCCUUUUCUCCUUCACGGUAGAACGUGGUAAAACAUUUUAGGGACAAAGGUAUAUUCAUGAGGACAGAAAUAAUGUGAACUGAACAUAGAAAUCCGACCCAAAUUAUUUUUCCUCAUGCAAAUGAUCUCAAAGUAGAUAUGCACUGCAGAUGUGAACACUCACAGAACAACUAGUAAUUAAAAUCAUGUAGAUUAUCAAUCAAUGGAUGUUAAUGACAAUUUUUAAAGAAUGAACGUGAUCUCGGGUGAUGCAAGCUAAAUUGGAUUGAUUUAAUUAUUUGUUUUGUUUACAAAUGGAGAUAUCACUGUCAAUAGUUUUCACCACAAAGUGAUUUAAACAUAUAUUUAGUUUUCAGUCAUGUUAAGUAACUGACCAACUUAAGUAACAUAUUGUACAAUACACUCUAAAAAAGAUUGGGUAAAAAUUUACCAAAUAUUUGGAUAAAAUGAAACGUGCAUGGUUUGUUGUGCAUAUUUUGUCCGAUAAGAGGCAACUGCUUUUUUAGCAGGUAAAUUUCAAUGCAACCCUGGCUAAAAUUUACUCAGUAUUUGGUAUCAUUUUACCCAACAAACAUGCAUGUUAUAAUUUUACCCAAUAUUGGGUAAGAUGUUUAGAGGUAGAUUAAUUUCAUGAGCGGCAAAGUGUUGUCAUGCGAUAAAUCAGGAGUUCAAAAAGGAGUUGAAAAUAUUUGUCGUUUUGGGUUAACGGGUUAAAUGGUUGCACAUGAAUGAGUGAUGUACUACAAGUUUUCAUUCCAAUAUCAAGAUUUGAUCCUUUCCUUUUCAAAUAAAAUAAAAUUAGUUUUAUGAUUCAAUUUAGAAAAUUUAGUCAUUUGGAUACUUUCAAAAUUUCUUUGUCAAUGCUAUACUAUGAUUUUUUUUUAUAUUUUUAGUUGGGAAAAUUAAAUAAUGAUUAUUUUCUUUAUUAAUAUCACAAGUUGCAGUUAUAAAUAAAUAGUUAAGUGACAUGAGAUUAUUAUAUGGGAAUACGGUUCCAGAGUGUAUCUGUAAAUAGAUUUUGGUGUAUUAAAAGGAAAGUAAGAUUAUGGGUUCAUUUUCUUUUAAUAAUUAUAUUGUCAGGGAUAGUUUCGCAUUUAACGACAACCUAUACUCCUCAUGGACGACUCACACAUUGCGCCAAGGACAAUUUUGUUGUAAAUGAUAUAUAUUUCUCAUUUUUUAUUGUCACUUUUCAUGUUAAAUGUACAGAAAAGGUAUCAAAAAGUGUUGAUAAUAUUGAUUUUGUCUGUUAUAUUGUGUAAAGAUCUCAGUCCUGGUGAUUGAUAUGUCAUUUAACAAAUGUAAUUUAUGAUUUAUAUAUUAUUUUCAUUGUGCUUUUCAUGCUGAAGGAAAAGUAUUUGAUUUUACUUUCUUGUGUUACGAUGAUCGUUAUUGCAUGAAUGUUAGUUCUGAACACAUUUUUUUGAUUGUUUAUGUGAAUCUGAAUAAUGCAUGUUUUUCCAGGUCAGACAGUGUCUAAAUAUGAAUUAUUUUUCUCCUGUGAAUAUUGUAUUUGUCAUCAAAUUUCAUAAACAAAAGUCGACGAAUUUCAAGAUUUUGAUACUGACAAAAUAUAAAAUAUUCGUCUUACAAUAAUCAACUUUAUAUUUGUUUUUAGUUCAUGUCUUUUUUUCUCUCUUUAACCAUAAACAGUAUGGCAGAUUCAGCACCCCCCCCCUCCAUAAAGAUCUCGGCUGAUGUCUUCUUGAUUGCGAUGAAAAGUGGUAUAGAGGGCAAAAUUUAUUUUUUAUAUUUUGGUUUCUUUAUCCCCUACAUUUCUUUGUUUUCCCGAUAUUAUUCUCUCUCCAAAAUGUCGGCGACAAUAUUGUAACCACAAUAAUCCUUAAGUGAAUGAUUUUGAUCAAUUAUGCGAAUUUUAGCUUCAAAUUUAAUUUGUUUUGGUUAAAAUUCAAUUUUUGAGAAAUUUUCAGUCUGAUAUGCAGGUAAAUAUCAUGGAUAAUUUAAAGUCGUGCAUGUAGUCGGGUAUCGUAAAUUUGGUCUCGAAACUUGUACGAGUCUCACAAGAAAAAAGGUUUAGAAAACGUCCCGAAGAGAGCUCCCGUGUAUAAUUCAACGCUCCAUUCAGACUUUUUAGGAUUAAACAGGGGAUUAUAAUUCCAGGAACUGUUUCAAAAUCAAUCAAUCAAGUUUGUACGAAAUGAGCCUGUGAAAUUUAAUUUACGUAACACCUAAUUGUAUGGCAAAUCUCACUUCCAUAUAUCGUUUUCGCGCAAUAGUAAUUUGAUUUCGUUACCAUAGUUACCGGUUACAUCAUUUUAUCAUGAUUAUCCGAGACGGCUCUGAGUUAAAUGUGGAAUAAUAACACGAUUUUUCUUAUUCAUCUUUGAUUAGAUUGAAGCCUUGAUCGCGCAAUUAAAAUAUGAAAGCAACAGGGAAGCAUUUUUAUCGCUGGGUCAGGCAUUUUCUAACACAGCCUUAUUGGACAGUGAAUAGGCAUAAAACAUAAAAAUGAAAUGUUGUAUACGGACCAUGUUUAUCAGUAUGGUCUCAUGGACGGGUGUUUCUAAACGAAGUAACCAAAAUACAUCCUGUUCAUGGAAGAAGAAGCUUUCGUUAUUUAUGUUUCAAUGACAGAACGUCUAAUUAUGUUAGUCAUAAGAACCUGAUUUAAGAAAACAUUUAACAUUGAGCAUCCGGUAAUAUUGAAAUGAUUUGUUGGGAAACUCGUCGUUGUGGAAAUAACCUCGAUUACGAUUGUUAGAAGAAGUCAUGUAUGCAAGUAAAUGAUAAUUAAUAUUCAUUGAUGUGUAGCCACUGUAUGCACCAUAUGGAUUCCCAACCUGAUUUGAUGUCAAUUUCUUACAUAAUGACUUUAUAGUGAAUGUCUUCUUUUUUUUUUCGAUAUGUAAGUCUGUCUGGAAUCGGCCUCGUGGAUGUGACUUGAGUAUCGUAAAGAAAAUCCGAUUCGCUUUAUCAAAAUGGUUUGUUUUAGCAUUGACGGAUGGGGUACUCUUGAUAUUAUGUUUUGUCCUUUUAUUAAAUUGGAGAAUCACACCUAA